AUGGAACUGCUUCGCAAAACCUUGGAAGAGAAGGCUAGAAGAAGGCAGGAGGCUGAAGAGAAGAAGCAGAAGGCUCGAUUCCGGCGCGCGGUUGCCAACUUUAUGGAUGGUCCCUACAUGACUUUGAUUUCAGUGUGCUUGACUUUUUGGGCCCUUCUUGGGGACGACAUCCGCAUCCUCACCACAAAUCGACCCGCUGACAUCGGGUGUGGCCCUCAGCCUGUUCGUCACUGCUGCAGAUUUUGUCGAAUACGCACAAGGGCAAGGACUUGA
Symbiodinium necroappetens is the source of this 273-nucleotide messenger RNA. The record is from the annotation of a GenBank genome assembly. NCBI's taxonomy places the organism in Eukaryota, Dinophyceae, Suessiales, Symbiodiniaceae.